Molecule: messenger RNA, 4251 nt
Organism: Trichobilharzia regenti
Lineage: Eukaryota; Metazoa; Platyhelminthes; Trematoda; Strigeidida; Schistosomatidae
Source: the annotation of a GenBank genome assembly
AACUUGGCAUUAUGUUUUCGAUUAUCCAGCUACAAAUCCAUUCCUUUUUUCUGCAUUGUUGUGUUUAUGUUAAAGCAAAUAAAGUGUAAGUUCGACAUUUCAUAUGGCUUUUUCGCCUAAUUGUUCAUAUUCUGUUAUGAAACACCAUGAGUUCGCAUUUCCGUAGUCCGGUAAUAUUACAUGUUACCUAUGCUAAAGCAUAAAAGUAACUCAGCCUACAACUGGACUAUAUAUAAUUUUUCAUUUUACACUACAUAAUUAUGGUUUAUUGUUGGGAGGAUUUUAUUUUCAGAUGGCUGACAGUGCAUUUGUUCUGUUCCCGUGUAAUCUCUGAAAUCAAGAUGUUUUGAUGGCAUGGCAAGAUAUGAAACUGUUGUAUUCGAACUUCUUUUUGGAUUAUUGUACGGCUUCAGCUUUAAACUUGACAUUUCACCUUGCAGAUACAGAGGAGAUUACAAACCCAGUUCUUUUUAUGAUUUCGGAAAGCUAAUGUUCACUGAAAAUUCGAGCAUAUAUUUUUCUAUGGGGAACAUUAUAUACAUGAACAGUCUGUGUGAGGCAAAACAAUCUUCUGAAAUUCUGGAAUGGAAAACUCCAUAUCCAACAUUCACAAUUACAUCAGCUUUCAAAAUUCCCUCGUUAUCACUUUCAUCGCAAACAUCAGAGAACUGCAUAAACAAUCAGACAGAUAUUUACUUUAUUUGUGGAAUUAAUCAAAUUCGACGAUAUAUUCCAUUACAAUCAAAUAUACUUUACUUUGAAGAAUUAGGUAUCAUAUGUAGUUUCUGGAGGCGGCAGAAGCUAAACAUAUGGAUUCUAUUGGAUUUUCUACCAUUCAAUAAACAGACUAUACAUCCUGGUUUAAUCGCUGCUUCGCAUUUAGCAUCAUUUACAAACUACUUGUAUUCAACAGAUGUUAAAACAGGUUAUAGUUUAAUCGUUGCAAACGCUCAACACCAAUCUGGAUCUCAGUUAAUUGGACCAAGAAUUUAUGGAUUUGGUCCUAAAUCUCAAUGUCAAACUGUUUUUGAUAUAAAAAAUGAAUACUUAAAUCAAUAUCAACAACAACAGCAACAACAACAAACAGACCAUCAGAAUUUGCCUAAACACACUAAACAAACAAGAAUUAAUGAAAGCGAUACUAUUACUGGUGGUUGGCGGUCAAAUUCAAAUUCAAAAUUAUGGUUCGGUGAAAAUGUUCAAUUUCUUUCAGUGAAUCAUAUUAACUCCAAGCAUUUCUAUGUAAUAUUCACUGAACAAGAUAUAAGUCCACCUUAUACUGCUUAUGAAGGCUCACUUUCUAAAUUAUCAAACACUAUUACACGAAUUGGUCGCGUUUGUCAACACGAUCAAGGUUUAAGCAUAUCAGCAUCUGUUCUUCCUAAUGCAGGUGGUGUGUUUACAACAUUUCGAAAAACUCGACUUGCUUGUCGUGCAUAUUCACCUUUGAAUAAUUAUAAAAAGUAUGAACAUCGGAAUGAAAACAGAAAGUAUGCUCAAGAUACUAAAGAUGAACAAUUUAAUGAAUAUGAAACUAUGGGUGACAAAAAUUAUUUGGAGUUCAAUCGAGCUAUUGCUGUUAGUGAAAUUGUACCGACAAUUAACCAUACAGAUCAUGUCUUUUAUGCUUUAAUGACUACAGUGGAUUCACUUUCACGUAUAUAUGCAUUGUGUGCAUUCAAUCUGAAUGCAGUUGAUCAAAGUUUAAAUAUUGAUCAUUUAAUACGACUGAAACAAUCAACUAAUACGCCUAGCGGUUUAUCACGUAUGGUAUGGAGAGAUGAAAAUGGCACAUAUUCAAAUAUGCUUACAUCAAAAUGGACAGUUGAUGUUGUACCACCAUCUAAAAUGACAGAUGAAAUAAUGAAAUCUUCUAAAAUAUGUCCAUCACAACCAUUAUCUGAUUACUAUUCUCAAUUUGCAACACUACAUCCAUUAGUUGGUACAACUGUUUGGGCUUUGAAUUCUAUAGACGUGUCAGAGAAUCAAACAGUUGAACAGCUUGAUCAUAGCUAUUUUAAACAAAAACCUGGACAAGCAUUGCAAAUUUUCACCCUUAGUAAUAUAGAUGAAAAUGUAUCUAAUGAAUCUCCAAUACAUUUUACAGUACAAUGGGAUAAAAACUUACAUAAAGACGACGAUAGUAGCGAUAUUAUUUAUGUAGCUACAAAUAAAAGAAAAAUCUUAACAAUAAAAACUGGUAUCAGUUUACAGAAACAAAUUGUACACAGUGAAAGUAUAACCUCUGAAACAAACAUGGAUAAAUUUGCCAUAAAGAAUUAUUUUAUCAGAAAGAGAACAAAUCAAAAAUUUCAAACUAUGGAUCAAUUUCAAAUUGUUGCUGACGGUGAUUAUUCAAUUAUAUCAAUACAUAAAUGUACUACAAGUGAUAGAUUAUCUGUGAACGUGCAACCAGUUGGUUAUACGAAAGCAUCACAACAGGCAAAUAGCCUUGAUUUUAACCAGAAGACAUUUUUACAAAGCAAAAAAAUUAUCAGUUUUCAUCCUAAAUCAGUCAUUUGUGAGGCUUACUAUUCAUGCAGAAAAUGUCAAGUAUUUAAUAAUCCUGUAUGCGAUUUCAACACAACAUCGCGUACAUGCCUGCUACAUAAUCCUUCAUACGCCUACAUGAAUAUGAUGAACUCUAGUCUACAAAAAUUUUGUAAAAAUGAAUUCUUCACUAGCCAGUCAAAACAAGAUUCAUUCCGUGAUGUAACAUAUGAAUCCCACCACAGUGGCGGAAAUAUUUCUUCAAAAAGACAAGUUAAAAAAUUCAAAUUCUACAAUAAUGAAUUAGGAUUAAUCCAAGUUGAUCAGUCGACCUUACCGAUGAUAAAUACAAAAGUGGCCAGUAAUCAAAGUAAUGACAGUGAAAAGGAUGACAACAUUAGUCACUUUGAUAAUAAUGUUAAUAACAACAAUAAUAAGCUAUUGCAUAAUUAUGUAUUCAUUAUUAUUCUUGUAUUAUCAGUUUUUAUAAUAUUCAUACCACUCAGCCUAAUAUGCGGUUAUUUAAUGGGUAAAAAAGACUAUUUGAAACAGUAUAAUUUGUAUAAUAAAGUUAAAGAUAUGCUUGAUUUACUGUACAGUCAUCCGCCGCUUCCUCCUCCUGGUCCUCCACACCACAACCAGCAUCAUCUCUAUCCUCCUUAUCCUAUAUAUUAUCACGAAGCAUCACAUUGCAGCUGUGAUGAACAUCAUCAGCAAAGUCACCAUUGUCACCAUCGUCAUUCAAAUAAUAGUAACAAUCAAGAAUGUUAUCAAAAUCAUGGAAGUUGUCUCACUACUUCCGAUGUAAAUAUGAUAUAUCUAUGUGAACAAAGUAGUACUAAUAUCAAAAAUGAAAAUGCUAAUGAUUCAGUGAAUGAUCAAGCGAGACAGAGUUAUGCAACAACACAACGCUAUUUUUAUGAUUAUCAUCCUAGUGAAAUGUUGAAUAAAACUGCAAUGUAUGACUAUGCACUAACAGAUGAUAGGCAACAGACAUCAUUAUCAUCAAUCAUCAGCAGCAGCAGCAGCAUUAAAAGCAGCCAAUUUGAAAAACAUACCAAUUAUUUUUGAUCCUAUUCGAAAUAUACAUGUUAUCAGUGACUGUAUACAUUCUAGAGUUGAUAUAAAUAAAGAAUAUGUACAAAGAAAUCAUACAUUUUCAACACUGCCGACAAAAAUCUCGUCAUCUGGAACAACAUCAUAUACAUUCUCUUCCUGUUAUACGAAUACCGCUACUUCAUCCUAUCACCAUAUUACACCAUUCGAUUAUUUCACAUCACCAUCAUCGACAACAACAACUUUACCUUCUACAUCUUUUAAACACAUUCAACCUUCUGUGAUACUGACAGAGACUAAUAAUAAUAAUAAUACACUUCUCAGUGAUAAUUGUCAUCAAAAUUGUUACAACACUAAUAAUGCGGCUAAGAGAACAGUGAUUACAAAACCGUUAAAAACAUCGAGGUUGUUUGGUCAUAGUAGUUUAAAGAAACCAAGAACUAGUCGUCAACAUCAGAGUGGAAUAUUAUAAAAUGUUAUCAUUAUUAUAAUUAUUAUUUUCCUUUUUUUGUUAUUUCUGUCUGCUUCUUCAGUAAUUUUUGCUUUAGUUCUGGUGGUAAUUACACAGAUGGCAGAUCAUUACAUCAGUCUUUAGUAAUUAAAGAAAAUAUUAUACGAUUGGUUAGCUGUUAGAAGUAAUGAAUACUACAAUAUGACAAUCCAAAUAAUACAGAAGACAUCACAACUUAUUUGUAUAUAUAUAUA